This is a messenger RNA of Cephus cinctus (wheat stem sawfly), 1744 nucleotides long. It is a transcript of the gene SpdS, whose product is annotated as spermidine synthase. Gene Ontology annotation, biological process: spermidine biosynthetic process. Gene Ontology annotation, molecular function: spermidine synthase activity. Lineage: Eukaryota; Metazoa; Arthropoda; Insecta; Hymenoptera; Cephidae. The record is from RefSeq and is a predicted model, not a curated record. The transcript has 6 exons. Gene Ontology annotation, cellular component: cytosol. Bases 609 to 1487 code for a protein of 292 amino acids.
UUAAGGAUUCCACUUAGCCAAAUAAUAUUUAUGAAGGCCACCAGCUUACUGGAUGUCUCGUCGGUAUGAUCACGCAUGUUUUACUAUCAUAUAUUAACACGGCGUCUGCAAAGAUUAUGACGUUUUAUCUUGAUUUCUUUUGGAAACUAGAGAGCCUGUCGUAACGAAGAAAAUAACUUAAGGAUAGUACAACGGAUACUUAUACUUAAAGGUGUCGAAAAAGAGUAGCAGUUUUCAUAACGGUAUUACAGCAUGUAUCACUGUCAUGGGGCAGUGGGUCAAAGUUCAUUAUCGUUAAGGAUUCCUUCGAAUCUUUUAUACUGUUGAACCCAUCGUUAUCUCUGAGCAACACUGGGGUCGAUAAGGGUUCCAAUAAUUGACAGUAGUCACGCUGUCCCAUCAGUACUCUCCCGACUUUCAUUAAGUGCAGCUGGCCUGCUGUACAAGUCCAGCGCGCAGUGAGUGUAGUCAGCAGUAUAUUAUACAUUAUACUUUGAACUUUGACACGCGUUUGGCAGCAUUGUGAAAUUCUUUUAAGCGGUUUGACUAUAUUACGAAAGGCACGGGGUGUCGUCUUUCAGUCGGUUACAGAUACUGUGACAGUGAGCAUGGAGGCGCUCGGUCAAGGUUGGUUCAGCGAGAUUAACGAUCUCUGGCCUGGUAUCUCGCUGUCGCUCCAGGUCACGAAAAUUCUCCACCAGGAAAAGUCGGCCUAUCAGGAUAUCCUCGUGCUGGAGACUAAGUCCCACGGAAGAGUCCUCGUUCUGGACGGUAUAAUCCAGUGUACGGAGAAAGACGAGUUUUCCUACCAGGAGAUGAUCGCCUUCUUACCACUUUGCAGUCAUCCUGAUCCUAAAAACGUCCUGAUUGUUGGCGGUGGAGACGGUGGCGUGGCACGCGAAGUUGUCAAGCAUCCGGGGGUCCAGACAAUCACUCAGGUCGAAAUAGACGCCAGCGUCCUCGCCGUGUCCAAGAGAUACUUAUCUUUCAUGAGCGUAGGUCUAGAGCAUCCUAAAGUCACACUCAAAGUGGAUGACGGAUUUGAAUUCAUGAAGCAACACACUGGACAAUUCGACAUUAUCAUAACAGACAGUAGCGACCCAGUGGGACCUGCAGAGUGUCUCUUCCAUGAGUCGUAUUUCAGUUUAAUGAAAACAGCCCUUAAGCCAGGCGGCAUAGUUUGCAGUCAGGCCGGUACAGUCUGGGCGAAUUUGGAUCACGUGGCUCAAACGUUACGUCACUGCCGGUCAACCUUUCCAGUAGCAUCUUACGGCGUCGCAACGGUGCCUACCUAUCCCACUGGACAAAUUGGUUUUGUUCUUGGAAGUCUCAAUAAGGAAACGAACUUCAAGGAACCGGUAAAGGUAUUCCAAGAGAGUGAAUUGGACCUUAUGAACAUGAAAUAUUACAAUGAUCAAGUUCACAGAGCAUCCUUCGUCCUGCCAAGGUUUGCAGAGAAAGCCAUGAAUGCUUCCCGAAAUCACUAGAUCAGUACCAUGCAAGGGGAGAAUCACGUAACCAUAACAAAUGAAUCACAUAUUCCUGGAAUUAUACUGUUAGACAUUUUUUAUUUAAUGUAUAUCAAUGAUAGAGUAUAUCUUUAAUAUAAUAAUAAUAAUAAUAAUAAAAGCAAUAAAAUAUAAUAAUUCAAUAAUCAUUUUUAACACUCCGCAACGAUAGACUUGUAAGGCUUAUUUGGCUCCUUAAAAAUAACGAUUAAAAGUAUCGCCCACUUUUUUUUGUC